Procambarus clarkii (red swamp crayfish) is the source of this 19480-nucleotide messenger RNA. RefSeq lists its product as uncharacterized. Gene Ontology annotation, cellular component: axonemal microtubule; ciliary basal body; centriole. Gene Ontology annotation, molecular function: microtubule binding. The record is from RefSeq and is a predicted model, not a curated record. Lineage: Eukaryota; Metazoa; Arthropoda; Malacostraca; Decapoda; Cambaridae.
GCUGUGUUGAACAAUCUUAAGCUGUGCCACACGCAGCAAUCAUGGGAGUUGAGGACAAGAAGAAGAAGGUCCAGAAGGAGAGGCGUCCCGUGAAGCCUACGGAGCAAUGUAUCUGCCAGAUCUGCACGUGCGGGCGGCACCGAUGUCCCCACUCGCAGCCGGGCGCACGUCGCUGGCAGCACACGGAGCUCUACGAUGAGAAGGCCCACAUGGAGUACUCCACCGAGCAGUCCUCCGCCUACCGCUCCUACUCCACCACCCAACACCAGGCGGCGCUCAAGAUGGAGAGGAAGUACGUCGAUUCCAUCAGGAGCGAGAGCGGAGGCACCACAGAAAUCUCAGAGGCACGGGAUGCCAACACCUUAGCUGGCCAACAGUAUACGUCGUCUUCAACUGAGCAGCAGAGUUCCUCUAAUGUACAACAGAGCUCCUUCUCCAGUGUGCAGAAGAGCUCAUCCUCAAGUGUACAACAGAGCUCUACCGUCCAGGAGAGUUCCAGCAGCACCAAGUUGCAGGAUGCUUCCACAUCACAAGUUGAGCAGCAUAUAAGCUCCUCUUCAAAUAAAACAAAGGAGGACUUACAGCAAUUCACCAACUCUCUCUCCGUCAAGGACGAGCAUUUCAGCACCCAAGAGAAGCAGCAGCAGCAACAGGGAAGGCUCUCUACAAGUGGCGCUCACACUACCUCGCAGGACUCACAGGCAGUGUUGGGGGCCGGGGGAGCCAGCUCGGCACUACGGACCCAGGGAGACGGCGGCGGUGGUUACACUGCAGUGACCGACUCCUCCCUGGCCAGCCGCCGCCAUGCUGGCUCCACCUCCCUUGUGUCCUCCACUUCCCACUCUUCCUCAUCUGUCAUCAGAGAACAGUCCUCCUCAACUUCCAUCACCUCAAGCUCACACGAGUUGUCCAGCUCAGACUCACAUGCUCAAACAGCCGCGACUGUCAGUAUCUCUGGCAAUAGUUCUCAUGAAUUCCUGCAGAAUGCCCGUUCAGAGACAAGCAAGCAAGUUUCUGAGAGUAAGAGUUUCUCCCAGAAGAGCAUGUCAGAAAGCGAGCAGAUAGAGCUGGUGCGAGAGAGCACUUCUGAGAACAAACAUAUGCACACAAGUAUAGACGAAAGCAGUCACGAGAGCAGGUCACACAGUCAGCAAGUAGCCUCACUUAAUGAACAAAGACUAUCAGAGAGUCAGCAAAUGUUACGGAGUCAGCAAAUGUCAGAGAGACAACAGAUAUCAGAGAGUCAGCAGAUCUCAUCCAUAAGUCAGCAUAUAUCACAGACAGAACAGAUGUCAUCAGCACAUCACGAGAUGUCAUCAAUGACUCAACAAAUAUUAGAAAGACAGCAGAUGUCAUCAAUGAAUCAGCAACAGCUAUCAGAGAUGCAGCAAACAAUACAGAUGUCACAGCAAAGGGAGGAGUCCCAUCGCAAGGCUGUGAAGGCCAGCCACGACUCCAGCACCACAGAGUCUCAGACAAAAGCAUUGCAUCAAGUUGUUGACAGUAGGGAUGUGAGAACCAAACAAGACAUUUCCAGCAUAAAACUUGGUGAAGAUUACUAUGGAAAGAGUAGUCACAAGGAAGAAUUUAUGACAGUAUCAGGUGGAGUUCUUACAGCUAAGCGACCACAAGAUUCCCUGACGCUGAAGGGUGACCUUUAUUACCCAGAAAAGACAUCACCAGGAAAAGGAGAUAGAGCUGAUGUUAAGAGGCCAACAGACAACUUAAGGCCAGAAGGAGACUUCUCAGCCCCAGAGAAGUCUUUACCUGGCCAAGGAGACCGAGCUCAUGUCAAAAGACCAACUGAUAACCUACGACCAGAAGGUGACUUCACUGCACCCGAAAAAACUUCUCCUGGCAGGGGAGAUCGAGCUCAUGUCAGAAAACCAUCUGAUAACUUAAGAACAGAAGGUGAUUUUACAGCACCAGAAAAGACCACACCCGGGAAGGGUGACCGUGCUGAUGUCAAGAGACCAUUAGAUAACCUAAGACCAGAAGGAGACUUCUCUGUACCUGAUAAAGGAUCCCCAGGUCAAGGCGACAGAGCAGUCGUAAAAAGACCACAGGACAACCUAGCUCCGUCUGGCGAUUUUGAUGGUGUCAGCACUCAUAAAAACAACUACAAUGUUGUCCAGGGUGACAGAGCAGAGACCAGGCAUUACAAAGAUUCUCUAAAACUUGAUGGUGAGUUCAACAGUGUCACAUCUAGCAAGGAGACAUACCAGAAAUACGAUUCAUUUUCCCAUACAGAACGUCUUAUACACGAAGAUAAUAUUAAGAUUGACGGUGAAAUGGAAACUAUGAUGUCCUCUUCUCAAUCUGAAUACUAUGAGAAAUCUGGGGAUAGACCUAAAUUACAACGUAAGAAGACAUGGACCAAACUAGAAGGAGAGAUGUAUAUGAACCGAUCCAGUGAGGAGUACAAGGCAUACCAGCAGUCUGAAAAGUCUCAUAUUACCCGGCAUGAAGAUAACUUGAAGAUGGAAGGAUUAUUUGAGGGGAAGACUAGGGAAUCUUUGGUGAUGAAAGGUGAUAGAGCACCUGCCAAACGUCACCCAGACAACCUAACUCUAGAGGGAUCAUUUGAAGGUAAACCAAUAGAAGGUGCCCCUCUUGGUGAGAGGGCACCAAUGAAGAAAUACCCAGAUAAUCUUAAGCUGGAAGGUGACUUUGAAGGGAAGCCAACUGAUGAAGCUCCAGCUGGAGAACGAGCAGGGAUUAAACGUUAUCCUGAUAAUCUGAAACUGUCUGGUGACUUUGAACCUCGACCAGCUGGAGAAAUACCAGUGACUGACAGACAACAAAUCAAAAGAUAUCCUGACAAUCUGCGCAUGGAGGGAGAAUUUACAGGUCGGUCUAGAAGUCGUAGCCCAGUAAAAGGAGAGCGCUCAGUGCCAAAACGCCACCCUGACAAUCUCAAGAUGGAAGGAACCUUUGAAGGUACAGAUCGAAGUAAAAGCCCCACAAAGGGUGAACGUGUAUCUCCCAAGAAGCACCCUGAUAAUCUAAAGGUAGAAGGAGAUUUCUUAGGUCGAUCGCCUGAGUUUCAGCCCAGGGGAGAACGCGCUGCAAUCAAGAAGCAUCCUGACAACCUUAAGAUGGAGGGAGAUUUUGAAUCCAAACCAAGAGGCCGUAGUCCAGUUAAAGGAGAACGAGUCAAAACCAAAAAACAUCCAGAUAAUCUUAAACUCCAGGGAGAUUUUGAAGGAAAACCAAGUGACACUACACCAAUCAGAGGAGAGCGAGCCAAGGUAGUUCGUCAUGAAGAUCAGCUGCAUAUGGAAGGGGAAUUCGAUGUAUCAAGAAAGGAGCAGGUGAUAUACAAAGGUGAAAGAGCUGAAAUUAAACGACAUGAGGAUUCUUUACGAAUGGAGGGCAGCUUCACAGGAAAAGAAUAUGAUUAUCAGAAAUUCCAGGGAGAAAGAACACAUGUGGUAAAACAUGAAGACAAUUUACGAAUGCAGGGUGAUUUCAUGGCCCCCGAACAUGAAAAAGCCCCUACAGGAGUCAGAGAACCAAUAAAGAAAUAUCCUGACAAUAUUAAACUAUCAGGAGACUUCAUGGGCAAACCACAAGAAGACGUUCCACAUGGAGAGAGAGCACCAAUCAAAAGACAUCCUGACAAUUUACGCAUGACUGGUGAUUUCCAGGGAAAAGAAGAAGAGUAUAGAAUUAUCAAAGGUGAAAGAGUUAAAGUUGUGCGUCAUGAAGACAAUCUACACAUGGAAGGAGAAUUCACUGGCAAGGAGUAUGAACAGGUAACAAUGGGUGAAAGAGUAUCUGUAAAGAGGCAUCCAGACAAUCUAAAAAUGGAUGGAGACUUUGCUAGUAAACCAAAGGAAGAUGUACCACAUGGAGAGAGGGCACCUAUCAAAAGGCAUCCUGACAAUCUUAAGAUGGUGGGAGACUUUGCAGGAAAGCCACGUGAAGAUGCCCCCUUUGCACAGAGAGCCCCUGUCAAGAAACAUCCUGAUAACCUUCAUAUGGAUGGUGACUUCUAUGCUCCAAAACCUGGAGAGGCUCCAAGAGGAGAACGUGCUCCAAUCAAGAGACAUCCCGAUAACCUUAAAAUGGCUGGUGAUUUUGAAGGAAAGCCACGUGAAGAUGCUCCCUAUGCACAGAGAGCUCCAGUUAAGAAACAUCCUGAUAAUCUGCACAUGGAAGGUGACUUCACUGCUCCUACACCUGAAAAAGCUCCACGUGGGGAACGAGCCCCCGUUAAACGACAAACUGACAAUCUGCACAUGACAGGAGAAUUCCAAGGAAAAGAAGAAGAACAUACAUUUAUUCGAGGAGAAAGAGUACAAGUGGUUCGACGAGAAGACAACUUGCACAUGGAAGGAGAAUUCACUGGAAAAGAACAUGAGCAGAUAACAAUUGGUGAAAGAGCAAAAAUAAAAAAACAUGAGGACAACCUUCAUAUGGUUGGAGACUUCACUGGGAAACCUCGUCAAGAAGUGCCACAUGCAGAAAGGGCUCCCAUCAAAAAACAUCCAGAUAAUCUUCAUAUGGAUGGUGAUUUCUAUGCACCAUCACAUGAAGAUGCCCCAAAAGGAGAACGUGCCCCUGUUAAAAGGCAAAAAGACAAUUUGCGCAUGACAGGUGAAUUCCAAGGAAAAGAGGAGGAACACAAAAUUAUUUAUGGAGAGAGAAUGCAGGUAGUUCGACGAGAAGACAACUUGCGCAUGGAAGGAGAAUUCACUGGAAAGGAACAUGAGCAGAUAACAAUUGGUGAAAGAGCAGUAAUAAAGAAACAUGAAGACAAUCUUCGUAUGGUAGGUGAGUUUACUGGAAAACCACAUGAAGAUGUCCCCUAUGCACAGAGAGCUCCUGUCACAAAACAUCCUGACAAUCUUCGUAUGGAUGGAGACUUCUAUGCUCCAUCACCUGGAGAGGUUCCAAGAGGAGAACGUGCUCCAGUCAAGAAACAUCCUGAUAAUCUUAAGAUGGCUGGUGACUUUGAAGGAAAGCCACGUGAAGAUGCUCCCUAUGCACAGAGAGCCCCUGUCACAAAACAUCCUGAUAAUCUUCGUAUGGAUGGAGAUUUCUAUGCUCCAAUACCUGGAGAGGCUCCAAGAGGAGAACGUGCUCCAGUAAAGAAACAUCCCGAUAACCUUAAGAUGGCUGGUGACUUUGAAGGAAAGCCACGUGAAGAUGCGCCGUAUGCACAGAGAGCUCCUGUCAAAAAACAUCCUGACAAUCUUCGUAUGGAUGGAGAUUUCUAUGCUCCAAUACCUGGAGAGGCUCCAAGAGGAGAACGUGCUCCAGUCAAGAAACAUCCUGAUAAUCUUAAGAUGGCUGGUGACUUUGAAGGAAAGCCACGUGAAGAUGCCCCCUAUGCACAGAGGGCUCCUGUCACAAAGCAUCCUGAUAAUCUUCGUAUGGAUGGAGAUUUUUAUGCUCCAUCACCUGGAGAGGCUCCAAGAGGAGAACGUGCUCCUGUCAAGAAGCAUCCAGAUAACCUUAAAAUGGCUGGUGACUUUGAAGGAAAGCCUCGAGAAGAUGCACCGUAUGCACAGAGAGCCCCUGUCACAAAACAUCCUGAUAAUCUUCGUAUGGAUGGAGAUUUCUAUGCUCCAACACCUGGAGAGGCUCCAAGAGGAGAACGUGCGCCAGUCAAGAAACAUCCCGAUAACCUAAAGAUGGCUGGUGACUUUGAAGGAAAGCCACGUGAAGAUGCACCCCAUGCAGCAAGAGCUCCAGUAAAGAAACAUCCUGACAAUCUGCGCAUGGAAGGUGAUUUCAUUGCUCCUAUACCUGAAGAAGCUCCACGUGGUGAACGAGCUCCAGUAAAGAGACAAGCUGACAACCUGCACAUGACAGGAGAAUUCCAAGGAAAAGAAGAACACACAAUUACUCGAGGAGAAAGAGUGCAAGUCAUUCGAAGAGAAGACAACUUGCGCAUGGAAGGAGAAUUUAUUGGAAAAGAACAUGAGCAGGUAACAAUUGGUGAGAGGGCAACAGUUAGAAAACAUGAAGACAAUCUUCGUAUGGUUGGUGAGUUUACUGGAAAAACAUACGAAGAUGCACCACAUGCAGAAAGGGCUCCUGUCAAAAGACAUCCAGAUAAUCUACGUAUGGAUGGUGAUUUCUAUGCACCAUCACCUGAAGAUGCCCCAAGAGGAGAACGUGCUCCAGUCAAGAAACAUCCUGAUAACCUUAAGAUGGCUGGUGACUUUGAAGGAAAGCCACGUGAAGAUGCCCCAUAUGCACAGAGAGCCCCUGUCACAAAACAUCCAGACAAUCUUCGUAUGGAUGGAGAUUUCUAUGCUCCAACACCUGGAGAGGCUCCAAGGGGAGAACGUGCUCCAGUCAAAAAACAUCCAGAUAACCUUAAGAUGGCUGGUGACUUUGAAGGAAAGCCACGUGAAGAUGCCCCAUAUGCACAGAGAGCCCCUGUCACAAAACAUCCAGACAAUCUUCGUAUGGAUGGAGAUUUCUAUGCUCCAACACCUGGAGAGGCUCCAAGGGGAGAACGUGCUCCAGUCAAGAAACAUCCAGAUAACCUUAAGAUGGCUGGUGACUUUGAAGGAAAGCCACGUGAAGAUGCCCCAUAUGCACAGAGAGCCCCUGUCACAAAACAUCCAGACAAUCUUCGUAUGGAUGGAGAUUUCUAUGCUCCAACACCUGGAGAGGCUCCAAGGGGAGAACGUGCUCCAGUCAAGAAACAUCCAGAUAACCUUAAGAUGGCUGGUGACUUUGAAGGAAAGCCUCGGGAAGAUGCACCAUAUGCACAGAGAGCCCCUGUCACAAAACAUCCAGACAAUCUUCGUAUGGAUGGAGAUUUCUAUGCUCCAACACCUGGAGAGGCUCCAAGAGGAGAGCGUGCUCCAGUCAAGAAACAUCCCGAUAACCUUAAGAUGGCUGGUGACUUUGAAGGAAAGCCUCGAGAAGAUGCACCCUAUGCAGCAAGAGCUCCCGUAAAGAAACAUCCUGACAAUCUGCGCAUGGAAGGUGAUUUCAUUGCUCCUAUACCUGAAGAAGCUCCACGUGGUGAACGAGCUCCAGUAAAGCGACAAGCUGACAAUCUGCACAUGACAGGAGAAUUCCAAGGGAAAGAAGAACACACAAUUACUCGAGGAGAAAGAGUGCAAGUAGUUCGAAGAGAAGACAACUUGCGCAUGGAAGGAGAAUUUAUUGGAAAAGAACAUGAGCAGGUAACAAUUGGUGAGAGAGCAACAGUUAGAAAACAUGAAGACAAUCUUCGAAUGGUUGGUGAGUUUACUGGAAAAACAUAUGAAGAUGCGCCACAUGCAGAAAGGGCUCCUGUCAAAAGACAUCCAGAUAAUCUUCGUAUGGAUGGUGAUUUCUAUGCACCAUCACCUGAAGAUGCCCCAAGAGGAGAACGUGCUCCAGUGAAGAAACAUCCCGAUAACCUAAAGAUGGCCGGUGACUUUGAAGGAAAGCCACGUGAAGAUGCUCCCUAUGCACAGAGAGCCCCUAUCACAAAACAUCCUGACAAUCUUCGUAUGGAUGGAGAUUUCUAUGCUCCAACACCUGGAGAGGCUCCAAGAGGAGAACGUGCUCCAGUCAAGAAACAUCCUGAUAACCUUAAGAUGGCUGGUGACUUUGAAGGAAAACCUCGAGAAGAUGCACCGUAUGCACAAAGAGCCCCUGUUACAAAACAUCCUGACAAUCUUCAUAUGGAUGGAGAUUUCUAUGCUCCAACACCUGGAGAAGCUCCAAGAGGAGAACGUGCUCCUGUGAAGAAGCAUCCUGACAACCUUAAGAUGAUUGGAGACUUUGAAGGAAAGCCUCGAGAAGAUGCACCUUAUGCAGCAAGAGCUCCCGUAAAGAAACAUCCUGACAAUCUUCGUAUGGAUGGAGAUUUCUAUGCACCAACACCUGGAGAGGCUCCAAGAGGAGAACGUGCUCCAGUCAAGAAACAUCCUGAUAACCUUAAGAUGGCUGGUGACUUUGAAGGAAAGCCACGUGAAGAUGCACCAUAUGCACAGAGAGCCCCUGUCACAAAACAUCCAGACAAUCUUCGUAUGGAUGGAGACUUCUAUGCUCCAAUACCUGGAGAGGCUCCAAGAGGAGAACGUGCUCCUGUCAAGAAACAUCCCGAUAACCUAAAGAUGGCUGGUGAUUUUGAAGGAAAGCCACGUGAAGAUGCUCCCUAUGCACAGAGAGCCCCUGUCACAAAACAUCCAGACAAUCUUCGUAUGGAUGGAGAUUUCUAUGCUCCAACACCUGGAGAGGCUCCAAGAGGAGAACGUGCUCCAGUCAAGAAACAUCCUGAUAACCUUAAGAUGGCUGGUGACUUUGAAGGAAAGCCACGUGAAGAUGCACCAUAUGCACAGAGAGCCCCUGUCACAAAACAUCCAGACAAUCUUCGUAUGGAUGGAGAUUUCUAUGCUCCAACACCUGGAGAGGCUCCAAGAGGAGAACGUGCUCCAGUUAAGAAACAUCCUGAUAACCUUAAGAUGGCUGGUGACUUUGAAGGAAAGCCACGUGAAGAUGCUCCCUAUGCACAGAGAGCCCCUGUCACAAAACAUCCAGACAACCUUCGUAUGGAUGGAGAUUUCUAUGCUCCAACACCUGGAGAGGCUCCAAGAGGAGAACGUGCUCCUGUCAAGAAGCAUCCUGAUAACCUAAAGAUGGCUGGUGACUUUGAAGGAAAGCCACGUGAAGAUGCUCCCUAUGCACAGAGAGCCCCUGUCACAAAACAUCCUGACAAUCUUCGUAUGGAUGGAGAUUUCUAUGCUCCAACACCUGGAGAGGCUCCAAGAGGAGAACGUGCUCCAGUCAAGAAACAUCCUGAUAACCUUAAGAUGGCUGGUGACUUUGAAGGAAAGCCCCGGGAAGAUGCACCAUUUGUACAGAGAGCCCCUGUCACAAAACAUCCUGACAACCUUCGUAUGGAUGGAGAUUUCUAUGCUCCAACACCUGGAGAGGCUCCAAGAGGAGAACGUGCUCCUGUCAAGAAGCAUCCCGAUAACCUUAAGAUGGCUGGUGAUUUUGAAGGAAAGCCACGUGAAGAUGCUCCCUAUGCACAGAGAGCCCCUGUCACAAAACAUCCUGACAAUCUUCGUAUGGAUGGAGAUUUCUAUGCUCCAACACCUGGAGAGGCUCCAAGAGGAGAACGUGCACCAGUCAAGAAACAUCCCGAUAACCUUAAGAUGGCUGGUGAUUUUGAAGGAAAGCCACGUGAAGAUGCUCCCUAUGCACAGAGAGCCCCUGUCACAAAACAUCCCGACAAUCUUCGUAUGGAUGGAGAUUUCUAUGCUCCAACACCUGGAGAGGCUCCAAGAGGAGAGCGUGCUCCAGUCAAGAAACAUCCUGAUAACCUUAAGAUGGCAGGUGACUUUGAAGGAAAGCCUCGGGAAGAUGCACCGUAUGCACAGAGAGCCCCUGUCACAAAACAUCCUGACAAUCUUCGUAUGGAUGGAGAUUUCUAUGCUCCAACACAUGAAGAGGCUCCAAGAGGAGAGCGUGCUCCAGUCAAGAAACAUCCCGAUAAUCUUAAGAUGGCUGGUGACUUUGAAGGAAAGCCACGUGAAGAUGCACCCCAUGCAGCAAGAGCUCCUGUAAAGAAACAUCCUGACAAUCUGCGCAUGGAAGGUGAUUUCAUUGCUCCUAUACCUGAAGAAGCUCCGCGUGGUGAACGAGCUCCAGUAAAGCGACAAGCUGACAAUCUGCACAUGACAGGAGAAUUCCAAGGAAAAGAAGAACACACAAUCACUCGAGGAGAAAGAGUGCAAGUCGUUCGAAGAGAAGACAACUUGCGCAUGGAAGGAGAAUUUAUUGGAAAAGAACAUGAGCAGGUAACAAUUGGUGAGAGAGCAACAAUUCGAAAACAUGAAGACAAUCUUCGAAUGGUUGGUGAGUUUACUGGGAAAACAUAUGAAGAUGCACCACAUGCAGAAAGAGCUCCUGUCAAAAGACAUCCAGAUAAUCUUCGUAUGGAUGGGGAUUUCUAUGCACCAUCACCUGAAGAUGCCCCAAGAGGAGAACGUGCUCCAGUCAAGAAACAUCCUGAUAACCUUAAGAUGGCUGGUGACUUUGAAGGAAAGCCACGUGAAGAUGCACCAUAUGCACAGAGAGCCCCUGUCACAAAACAUCCUGACAAUCUUCGUAUGGAUGGAGAUUUCUAUGCUCCAACACCUGGAGAGGCUCCAAGAGGAGAACGUGCUCCAGUCAAGAAACAUCCUGAUAACCUUAAGAUGGCUGGUGAUUUUGAAGGAAAGCCACGUGAAGAUGCUCCCUAUGCACAGAGAGCCCCUGUCACAAAACAUCCCGACAAUCUUCGUAUGGAUGGAGAUUUCUAUGCUCCAACACCUGGAGAGGCUCCAAGAGGAGAGCGUGCUCCAGUCAAGAAACAUCUUGAUAACCUUAAGAUGGCAGGUGACUUUGAAGGAAAGCCUCGGGAAGAUGCACCGUAUGCACAGAGAGCCCCUGUCACAAAACAUCCAGAUAAUCUUCGUAUGGAUGGAGAUUUCUAUGCUCCAACACCUGAAGAGGCUCCAAGAGGAGAGCGUGCUCCAGUCAAGAAACAUCCCGAUAACCUAAAGAUGGCUGGUGACUUUGAAGGAAAGCCACGUGAAGAUGCACCCCAUGCAGCAAGAGCUCCUGUAAAGAAACAUCCUGACAAUCUGCGCAUGGAAGGUGAUUUCAUUGCUCCUAUACCUGAAGAAGCUCCACGUGGUGAACGAGCUCCAGUAAAGCGACAAGCUGACAAUCUGCACAUGACAGGAGAAUUCCAAGGAAAAGAAGAACACAAAAUUACUCGAGGAGAAAGAGUGCAAGUCGUUCGAAGAGAAGACAACUUGCGCAUGGAAGGAGAAUUUAUUGGAAAAGAACAUGAGCAGGUAACAAUUGGUGAGAGAGCAACAAUUCGAAAACAUGAAGACAAUCUUCGAAUGGUUGGCGAGUUUACUGGGAAAACAUAUGAAGAUGCACCACAUGCAGAAAGAGCUCCUGUCAAAAGACAUCCAGAUAAUCUUCGUAUGGAUGGGGAUUUCUAUGCACCAUCACCUGAAGAUGCCCCAAGAGGAGAACGUGCUCCAGUAAAGAAACAUCCUGAUAACCUUAAGAUGGCUGGUGACUUUGAAGGAAAGCCACGGGAAGAUGCACCAUAUGCACAGAGAGCCCCUGUCACAAAACAUCCAGACAAUCUUCGUAUGGAUGGAGAUUUCUAUGCUCCAACACCUGGAGAGGCUCCAAGAGGAGAACGUGCUCCAGUCAAGAAACAUCCUGAUAACCUUAAGAUGGCUGGUGAGUUUGAAGGAAAACCUCGGGAAGAUGCACCAUAUGCACAGAGAGCCCCUGUCACAAAACAUCCUGAUAAUCUUCGUAUGGAUGGAGAUUUCUAUGCCCCAACACCUGAAGAGGCUCCAAGAGGAGAACGUGCUCCAGUCAAGAAACAUCCUGAUAACCUUAAGAUGGCUGGUGACUUUGAAGGAAAGCCACGUGAAGAUGCACCAUAUGCACAGAGAGCCCCUGUCACAAAACAUCCUGAUAACCUUCGUAUGGAUGGAGAUUUCUAUGCUCCAACACCUGGAGAGGCUCCAAGAGGAGAACGUGCUCCAGUCAAGAAACAUCCUGAUAACCUUAAGAUGGCUGGUGACUUUGAAGGAAAACCUCGGGAAGAUGCACCAUAUGCACAGAGAGCCCCUGUCACAAAACAUCCAGACAAUCUUCGUAUGGAUGGAGACUUCUAUGCCCCAACACCAGGAGAGGCUCCAAGAGGAGAACGUGCUCCAGUCAAGAAACAUCCUGAUAACCUUAAAAUGGCUGGUGACUUUGAAGGAAAGCCUCGGGAAGAUGCACCGUUUGCACAGAGAGCCCCUGUCACAAAACAUCCAGACAAUCUUCGUAUGGAUGGAGAUUUCUAUGCUCCAACACCUGGAGAGGCUCCAAGAGGAGAACGUGCUCCAGUCAAGAAACAUCCUGAUAACCUUAAGAUGGCUGGUGACUUUGAAGGAAAGCCACGUGAAGAUGCACCAUAUGCACAGAGAGCCCCUGUCACAAAACAUCCUGAUAACCUUCGUAUGGAUGGAGAUUUCUAUGCUCCAACACCUGGAGAGGCUCCAAGAGGAGAACGUGCUCCAGUCAAGAAACAUCCUGAUAACCUUAAGAUGGCAGGUGACUUUGAAGGAAAGCCUCGGGAAGAUGCACCGUAUGCACAAAGAGCCCCUGUCACAAAACAUCCAGACAAUCUUCGUAUGGAUGGAGAUUUCUAUGCUCCAACACCUGGAGAGGCUCCAAGAGGAGAACGUGCUCCAGUCAAGAAACAUCCUGAUAACCUUAAGAUGGCUGGUGACUUUGAAGGAAAGCCACGUGAAGAUGCACCAUAUGCACAGAGAGCCCCUGUCACAAAACAUCCUGAUAACCUUCGUAUGGAUGGAGAUUUCUAUGCUCCAACACCUGGAGAGGCUCCAAGAGGAGAACGUGCUCCAGUCAAGAAACAUCCAGAUAACCUUAAGAUGGCAGGUGACUUUGAAGGAAAGCCUCGGGAAGAUGCACCGUAUGCACAAAGAGCCCCUGUUACAAAACAUCCUGACAAUCUUCAUAUGGAUGGAGAUUUCUAUGCUCCAACACCUGGAGAGGCUCCAAGAGGAGAACGUGCGCCAGUCAAGAAGCAUCCCGAUAACCUUAAGAUGGCUGGUGACUUUGAAGGAAAGCCUCGUGAAGAUGCACCCUAUGCAACAAGAGCUCCCGUAAAGAAACAUCCUGACAAUCUGCGCAUGGAAGGUGAUUUUAUUGCUCCUAUACCUGAAGAAGCUCCACGUGGUGAACGAGCUUCAGUAAAGCGACAAGCUGACAAUCUGCACAUGACAGGAGAAUUCCAAGGAAAAGAAGAACACACAAUUACUCGAGGAGAAAGAGUGCAAGUCGUUCGAAGAGAAGACAACUUGCGCAUGGAAGGAGAAUUUAUUGGAAAAGAACAUGAGCAGGUAACAAUUGGUGAGAGGGCAACAGUUAGAAAAUACGAAGACAAUCUUCGAAUGGUUGGUGAGUUUACUGGAAAAAUAUAUGAAGAUGCACCACAUGCAGAAAGGGCUCCUGUCAAAAGACAUCCAGAUAAUCUUCGUAUGGAUGGUGAUUUCUAUGCACCAUCACCUGAAGAUGCCCCAAGAGGAGAACGUGCUCCAGUCAAGAAACAUCCUGAUAACCUUAAGAUGGCUGGUGACUUUGAAGGAAAGCCACGUGAAGAUGCACCAUAUGCACAGAGAGCCCCUGUCACAAAACAUCCAGACAAUCUUCGUAUGGAUGGAGAUUUCUAUGCUCCAGCACCUGGAGAGGCUCCAAGAGGAGAACGUGCUCCAGUCAAGAAACAUCCUGAUAACCUUAAGAUGGCUGGUGACUUUGAAGGAAAGCCACGUGAAGAUGCUCCCUAUGCACAGAGAGCCCCUGUCACAAAACAUCCAGACAAUCUUCGUAUGGAUGGAGAUUUCUAUGCUCCAACACCUGGAGAGGCUCCAAGAGGAGAACGUGCUCCAGUCAAGAAACAUCCUGAUAACCUUAAGAUGGCUGGUGACUUUGAAGGAAAACCUCGAGAAGAUGCACCGUAUGCACAAAGAGCCCCUGUUACAAAACAUCCUGACAAUCUUCAUAUGGAUGGAGAUUUCUAUGCUCCAACACCUGGAGAAGCUCCAAGAGGAGAACGUGCUCCUGUGAAGAAGCAUCCUGACAACCUUAAGAUGAUUGGAGACUUUGAAGGAAAGCCUCGAGAAGAUGCACCUUAUGCAGCAAGAGCUCCCGUAAAGAAACAUCCUGACAAUCUUCGUAUGGAUGGAGAUUUCUAUGCACCAACACCUGGAGAGGCUCCAAGAGGAGAACGUGCUCCAGUCAAGAAACAUCCUGAUAACCUUAAGAUGGCUGGUGACUUUGAAGGAAAGCCACGUGAAGAUGCGCCAUAUGCACAGAGAGCCCCUGUCACAAAACAUCCUGACAAUCUUCGUAUGGAUGGAGAUUUCUAUGCUCCAACACCGGGAGACGCUCCAAGAGGAGAACGUGCUCCUGUCAAGAAACAUCCUGAUAACCUUAAGAUGGCUGGUGACUUUGAAGGGAAGCCACGUGAAGACGCACCAUAUGCACUGAGAGCCCCUGUCACAAAACAUCCUGAUAACCUUCGUAUGGAUGGAGAUUUCUAUGCACCAUUACCAGAAGAUGCUCCAAAAGGAGACCGUGCUCCUGUGAAAAAGCAUCCUGACAAUUUGAGGAUGGUUGGUGACUUUGAAGGAAAGCCUAGAGAAGAUGCUCCUUAUGCUGAGAGGGCUCCAGUUAAGAAACAUCCUGAUAACCUUCAUAUGGAUGGUGAUUUCUAUGCACCAUCACCUGAAGAUGCUCCACGAGGCGAACGGGCUCCAAUUAAAAAACAUGAUGAUAACCUUCGAAUGACAGGGAAAUUCCAUGGGAAGGAAGAUGAGUACAGAAUCAUUCGUGGAGAAAGGGUUGAUGUUGUUCGUCGUGAAGACAACUUACGUAUGGAAGGAGAGUUUAUUGGUAAGGAGUACGAGCAAGUUACCAAGGGAGAGAGAGCACCUGUCAAAAAACAUCCUGACAAUCUUAGAAUGACUGGGGAUUUCUAUGCUCCUACACCAGGGGAUGCUCCACAUUUUGAACGUGCUCCAGUCAAGAGGCAUCCUGAUCAUCUGAGGCCAGAAGGUGACUUUAGUGGUCGCCCAAAAGAUGAGACUGUGCAUGGAGAAAGAGCACAAAUAAAACGUCACGAAGAUAAUCUGCAUAUGGAAGGUGAAUGGACUGGUCAGUCAAGCACACACUUUGAUUAUCCAGUAGUUUCUGGUAUUCGCAGUGAGGUUCAUCGCCAAUCUGAUACCCUAAGACAGGAAGGAGAAUUUAUGGGCAAGACACAAUUUAGUGAUGAUUAUCAGCUCCAUCAGGUACAGCGAGCCCAAACAGUAAAGCAUGCUGACAACCUUACCAUUGAAGGCACAUAUCAUCAUGACACCCUCCAAAGAGAAGAAUAUAAAAUUCAUAAGGGAGUUCGAGCUGAAAUUAAGAAAUAUGAUGACAACCUACACAUGGAGGGAGAGUUUACUGGACGUCAUCAUGAUAAAGCUCCAGUAAGGGGAGAGCGAGCUCCUGUUGUCCACCAUCCUGAUCAUCUACGCACAGAUGGAGAAUUUGAGGGAAAACCAACCGAGGAAGCUCCUCACGGAGAACGUGCUUCUAUUAAGAAGUACCCAGACAAUCUUAAAAUGGAAGGUACAUUUGAAGGAAAACCUCUUGAAAGCCCUCUGAAAGGUGAACGGGCUACAAUUAAGAGACAUGAAGAUUCAUUAAAAAUGGAAGGGAGCUUUGAAGGAUGGAGGAAGUCUGCAGCUACUAAAGGUGAACGAGCUGAUGUUACGAGACACACUGACAAUCUCCGCAUGGAGGGUGACAUGACCUUUGUUAAAGAUGAGGCAGCAAUUAGGGGUGAGAGAGCACAAAUUUCUAAGCAUGCUGACAAUCUUAAAAUGGAAGGAGAGCUGGAAAUCACAAAAACAUCAUAUGCUACUAAAGGUGAAAGGGUAACUGUACAAAAACAUGAAGAUUCUCUGAAACUUGAAGGAGAUAUGAUCAUCACUAAAAAAGAAAUGGCAACAAAGGGAGAGAGAGCUGAAAUAAAAAAACAGCAAGAUCACCUGAAAACUGAGGGUGAGUUUGAAGGAAAGAAGGAAACGGCUAUUGUACAAAAAGGUGAGAGAGCUGAAAUCAAGAAGCAACGAGAUAAUUUGAAGAUGGAAGGAGACUUGAGUAUUGAAAAGAAGACUUCAGUAAUGAAGGGAGAGAGAGCUGUUAUUAAAAAGCAUGAAGACUCACUUAAAAUGGAAGGGAAAUUUGAGGGCCGUAGAAAGUCUGCCACUUUUGGAAAAGGUGAAAGAGCAGAUGUAAAGAAACCAAAGGACAACCUUAAACAAGAAGGAGAAUUUGAUGGAGCUCGCAAGACUUCAGUUGUAAAGGGUGAAAGAGCUGUAAUUAAGAAACAAGAAGAUCACUUGAAAAUGGAAGGGACACUGGAUGUCUCAAAGGAAUCUACUAUUAUCACAAAAGGUGAACGGGUGGCAAUCAAGAAGCAUGAAGACCAUUUGAAGAUGGAAGGUAACUUUGAGGGAAGAAGAAAGAGUGCAUCAACAUUCAAAGGAGAACGUGUUGAAAUUAGAAAACAUGAAGAUAAUCUGAAGAUGGAGGGAAAAUUUGAAGGGUUCCAGAGAACAAGUACUCCUACUAAAGAUGGAGUAAAGAGAAAUGAAACUUUCAGAGUGAAAGGAGAAAGAGCACAAAUAACGAAACAUCAGGACAACUUAAAGAUUGAGGGUGAAUUCUAUAAUCACUCACCUGAAGUUAGCCCAAUCAAAGGAGACAGGGCAGAAGUGAAGAAACCAAAAGACAAUCUUUCAGUUAGUGGCACUUUUGAUGGACGACCAAAAGGCUCACCAGGCACGGGAGAACGGCCAUCACCAUAUAAAUAUGAUGACAACCUUAAAAUGGAAGGUGACUUUGAAGGCAGAAGGAAAGGCUCUCCUGGAAAAGGUGACCGUCUUCCACAAAAGAGACAUCCAGACAACCUCAGACUAGAGGGUGACAUUGAUGGGCGCUCCAAGGAUAGCCCAGGAGUGGGUGAGCGACUUCCUCAAAAACGAUAUCCAGACAAUCUAAAAAUGGAAGGUAGUUUUGAGGCGAAACCAAAAGAGAGCCCAGGAGUAGGUGACCGAUUUACACAGAAGAGGUAUCCAGAUAACCUCAAAUCAGAGGGUGACUUUGAAGGUACAGGUAGUGCAAAAAGCCCAGGAGCUGGUGAACGUCUUCCACAAAAACGUUAUCCAGAUAAUCUCAAAAUGGAAGGUGACUUUGAAGGACGAGGUCGCACUUCUCCAGGUAAAGGUGAUAGAGUUUCUCCGACAAAGCAUGGGGACAGUCUAACGUUAGAGGGGGAAUUCACUGGGUCCAGAAGGGACAGCAGCAUUACCAAUGGAAAGGCAGAGGUUAAAGAAACUAAAGUCACUGCUGCAGCAGCAAGCAGCACAAAGAGCCGGAGAGAUACAGUUGUACUAAAAUCCGGAGAAACAGUGGCCACUAAAACAGAGGAAACAAAAUCUGUUCAAAAGUCCAGCUCAGAUAAAAUUGACUCGGGUUCACAAAGAGAUGUACAGACAAUUGAGUCAUACACUGCUGAUGGUCGAAAAGUUACAAGGGUCAUUACCAAAGAAAGCCGAGAGACUAAGUCAGCCUCAAGAGUAGAGUCUAGAGCCACAAGUGUAAAGAGUACCUCAGAACAGCGGAAGAUAUCUUCUGCUGAAGCUAAGAUUGAAUCUUCAAGUACUGUUACAACUCAAGGAUCAUCAAAUGGUCAGACAUUAAAGGCAAGAUCUCCUCAGCCAGGAACUUCUCCCACUACACCUUCAGGUCGCCCUCGGCACAACCAGUCCUCCUUUUCCCUUGGUGAAGAUGUAAGUGUAAUGGAAACUAGAACACGCACCAGUGGAGUUCAGAAAUCGGCCUCCAAUAGUCAAAUUAGUCUAGAUAAAAAAUUAGAAUCAACAGCCUCCACACGAGAGAUGGCAUCAUCUCUUCGUCAGGCUGAUGCCCUCGAUCUUCGUGGCAGCAGCAAGACAGACACAGUGCAUGGAACAACCCACUCCUCCCACACAGUAGGGGGGACCCAAGAAGAGUAUCGUAAAUGGUCUGCAAAUCACCAGCAGCAGAGUGAGCAGCGGCGAGUGUCCAGCAGCAGCACCAGUCGGACUGAGCAGCGAGUGGCCCGAGGUCGUGGUAACUCCUCAUCAAUCACCUUUCACUCUGAGUAUGACCCUUGGCAUGAUGCGACUAUAACUAGACGGGGUGAGUGGCAGAUUGUUACGCCCUGCCCAGCCUCCCUUCUUGAGACCAGAGCAUCUACUUACAAACCUGCACAUAGUGGAAAAGAUCACAAAUUCUAUCUUCCGAUAGUUGAGUGAUCGAGAUGCUAAAGCAUAGAGGACUUGACAUUCCUUAUAAUAUUAAAAUUUACUAUUUUUUAUCUCCUGGAGACCAAAAGGGUCUUUCUUUUUUAUGCACAGCAAUGCUCAUUUUAACCUGUGAUUUUUACUGCCUUAUGACCUACUCCGGUGUAUAUACAAUAAAAGCUUCAAACUGUGAUGAAUUAAGAAAGAAAUUUUAGUUUAACUAGUCAGCUACUAAGAAAGCUGUUUAUUAUUUGAUCAUAGACAUUGUUAAAGAAUGACAUCACAAGCUCACUUCCUAUUUUUAUAUAAUCUUGACUAAGAAUAGAUUUUUCUAAUCAAAAGAUGACAAUACAUGCUUUUAUAUUAAUUAUGGCUUAGUCAUUGAAAGGGAUAUAUUUUGUUCACUCUAGAAUUAAGUACUGUAGUAACAUAGUGUAGUUACUGGCAGCGCCACUGAUCUGUUCUUACUCGUUAAGAUCAGGGACAUCUCUCAACGAGCAACAAUAGAUGGUGGCUGUUCAGUGAGCCUCUGUCCCCGGCCAUAUUAGGCCCAAGACAGACGGCUUGGCCCCCGGCAUGUUGUGACCUACUGACUCAGCCUGUGGCCCAGCCCAGACCUCAGUUUUCUUACCACACUGGGCUAUAGCUUUUUUCUCAAAAUGGUGCUUGGUUGUUUAAUUUAUGUGUUUUUAUAUUGAAAGAUAUGUGCAUUUAUGCAUUUAAAGCAUUUUUAAAUGAAAAUACAGUUUAUAUAAAUAUGAAGUUUAAUACUUUUUCUUCUAUGGAUGUAUUAUUUAUUUAUUAGAGAAACUGAUUGUGUUAGAUGACUUUUACUUUGUGUUGGAGCUUGGCGAGAGUCAAGCUGCAAGUUUGUUGGUGCCAUAAGUCAGCUGGGAGGCGAGGAGUGGUGUCUCGCCACCUUCAAGUGUUCACAACAACGAUGGCCACUAUAAUACCCAAGCUUGAGACAAGGCAAUAAAUUAAAAUUUAUUGAUCCUGAGUCUGUUUAAGUGCCCUGGGAAAAUAAUACUCCUACUCUUGGAACAACACUGAAUCCAGACACAAACAUGCACAAGCACAUGUACUGUAUACAAAAACACACAUUUCUGCUUGCACAGCUCCAUGUGUAUCAACAGUUUUCAUGCACACUUAUUGUUUCAUUUAACAGUCACAGACUCUUAAUGCAAAUCACUUUAUGUAUACAGUAUGUAUAUAGCUGCUAAUUGCUGCAUACAUUUCAAAAUUCACAAAAGUCAUCAUUAUAUAUGAGUCCAAUAUAAAAAGUGCCAAGGAACUGAUGCUUCCUCAUAGCAUGUAAUUCCUGAAGGAUGACAUUCGCUUUGUGAUUUUUGGGAUGGCCACUGUAUUCUCUAAGAUUUUUAUAAUUUUGUUACUGUUAAGCCUAUUCAAGUCUUGGGUUCAUUUAUUAUUUUGAUGGUCUCACUCAGCUAAGAAUCGUUGCUUUCUGCUAUAUGCACACUGGAGAUAGCUUCUUCUGUGCUUCAUAUUAUUAAGAUGCAAAAUGUAUAAAAAAAUUGAAUGUGAUACUACAGUUAGUCCGACAAUAAAGUGCUCGCUUAUUU